AUGACUCGCAGCUUGAUCUUACUUCUAGCAGCUUCCCUCCCGCUGGCGGGCGCACAAUUCAAUUUCUUUGAUCAGAUGUUUGGGCAUUCCCAACAGCAGCAGCAACAACAACAACCUAGACCUUCUGACAACUCCCAAUGGAUAGCGCAUUCAGAAGCUCUCCCAUGUUCCCAAUACCUGUGCCCAAGUACCCUGACGUGUGUCGAAAGACCGGCUGAUUGUCCAUGUCCCAAUGCAGAGGACAUCAAGUGUACUAUCCCAGACGCUGUAGAUACAGAAGCUGCAACGGUUAUUUGCGUCAGGGGGGUGGAGGAGUGUGCACCAGUCGAACGGCUGACGAGGUCAUAUUCAACGUGA
Molecule: messenger RNA, 357 nt
Organism: Suillus discolor
Lineage: Eukaryota; Fungi; Basidiomycota; Agaricomycetes; Boletales; Suillaceae
Exons: 2
Coding region: 1-357 (118 amino acids)
Source: RefSeq, a predicted model, not a curated record